Manis pentadactyla (Chinese pangolin) is the source of this 3112-nucleotide messenger RNA. It is a transcript of the gene IL12RB1, whose product is annotated as interleukin 12 receptor subunit beta 1. Gene Ontology annotation, molecular function: protein binding; cytokine receptor activity. Lineage: Eukaryota; Metazoa; Chordata; Mammalia; Pholidota; Manidae. Gene Ontology annotation, biological process: cytokine-mediated signaling pathway. Bases 814 to 2976 code for a protein of 720 amino acids. The record is from RefSeq and is a predicted model, not a curated record. Gene Ontology annotation, cellular component: membrane; external side of plasma membrane. The transcript has 16 exons.
CUGUUUUCUGUCUCUGUGCAUUUCCCAUUCUGGACAUUUUGUGGGAAUGGGAUCUCACGCUGUGUGGACUGUUGUGUGUGUCUGGCUUCUUUCACUCAGCAUGAUGUUUUCAGAGUUCAUCUACUUUGUUACAUGAAUCAGCUCUUCGCCAUGGAUAUUUUGGGUCUUUGUUGACAGUUAGGAGGGAGUCAGAAACUGAGACCCCCAGAGGCGGAGAGACAGACACACAGAGAUGACUGAGUUGAAACCAAAGGAAGCAAAGAGGUUCUUCAGGAGCUGGGACCCAGGGUGCCUUGGGGCUGGAGUUUGGCAAAUGGGCAGGUGGGCAUUUCGGGAGGCCUAGUGUGUGAGUACUUCAUAACGAUUUGUUGGGAGAGUGAGCUCAGAGGUCCAGGGACACUGGGCUUCCAUCAACUCCUGAGACUCUGAAGUCUACGGAGGCAAGAGAAGGCCGGACACCUGACCAGAGGCACAGAGCCACGGGCCACCCACAGUGCUGGCACCUGGGUCUCUCCAACCUGGGCCUGGGGCCAGCAGAGCAGACCACUGGGUCCUGGGCCCUGGGGCCUGCGUGCUCCGAGGGUGGGUUUGUGGCUGGGAUGGGGCCACUGCCGCUGAGCUGGCUUCCUGAGUUUCUCUUUCACUUUGACUUGCCCUGGGAGGGGCCGUGACACCUUACCUUUUUUUUUAAGUCUUCUCUUUAGUUCUCUUUCUUGCUCAGCUUCAGCGUGCUCCGGGGCAACGAUGCAGUAGCUGGGGCCUUGCCAGCGGUGCAGAAGCUCACCUGGGGCUGGAGGCCUCUGUGUGGACCCAAUGGGGCAGCCGGUGGCCACACUAGUCCCCUUCCUCUUCCUUCUGCUCCCUGCGCAGGGUGCUGAAGCCUGCAGUACCAGCAGGUGCUGUUUUCAGGACCCGCCCUAUCCGGACGCAGACUCAGGCUCUGCUUCAGGCCCCAGGGACCUGACCUGCUACCGGGUGUUCAGCGCUGGUUACGAAUGCUCCUGGCAGUAUGAGGGUCCUGCAGCCGGGGUCAGUCACUUCCUGAGGUGCUGCCUCAGGCCUGGGCGCUGCUGCUACUUCGCCGCAGGAUCAGCCACCAAGCUGCAGUUCUCCGACCAGGAUGGGGUAUCCGUGCUCUAUGCAGUCACGCUCUGGGUGGAAUCCCGGGCCGCGAACCGGACAGAGAAGUCGCCUGAGGUCACCCUGAAGCUUUAUAGCUUGGUUAAAUAUGACCCUCCGCCGGAAGACAUCAAGGUGUCCACGUCAGCAGGGCAGCUGCGCAUGGAGUGGGAGACCCCAGCCCGCCAGGAUGGGGCUGAAGUGCAGUUCCGGCACCGGACACCUGGCAGCCCUUGGAAGUUGGGUGACUGCGGACAUCAGGCUGAUGCUGGCUUCGAGUCAUGCCUCUGUCCCCUGGAGAUGGAUGCAGCCCAGGAAUUUCAGCUACGGAGGCGGCAGCUCUCGGCGGCAGCUCCGGGAGGUCCCUGGAGUGGCUGGAGCAGCUCUGUGUGCAUCCCCCCUGAAACUACCCCACAGCCUGACGUGAAUUUCUCGGUGGAGCCCCUUGGCCUGGAUGGGAGAAGGCGGGUGGCCCUGCAUUGGCAGCUGCCCCAGUUGGAGGCUCCGGAAGGCUGCCUCAGGCCCAGCUCUGGCAUGGAGGUGACCUACUACAUCCACCUGCACAUGCUGUCCUGUCUGUGCAAGGGCAAGGCCACGGGGAUGCGGCAUCUGAGGAAAGUGCUUAUGCUCUCGGGCGCCGCCUACAACCUGACUGUGGUCUCCUGGAAUCGCUUCGGCCCCGGCUCAAACCAGACGUGGCACAUUCCUGCCCACACCAGCACAGAACCAGGAGCUCUGAGCGUCAGGACUGGAGUUGCUGGGACCACUAUGCAGUGGCCAGCCCGGGCCCAGGGCCUGACAUACUGCAUUGAAUGGCAACCUCGGGUCUGGGAUGGAAGCCUCGCUGCCUGCACCCUGAUCGCACCCCGGGACUGGAACCCUGCUGGCAUGGCAUCCCAUACCUGGAGCCAAGCAGCUGGGGCGAUGGGGCAGAAGACGUGUUAUCACGUCAUGAUCUUCGCCUCUGCACAUCCGGAGAAGCCCACCUCGUGGUCCACAGUCUUGUCUGCCUACCACUUUGGGGGCAAUGCCUCAGGGGCCGGGAGCCCACAGCACGUGUCGGUGAGGAAACUCAGCCGGGACUCAGUGUCCGUGGCCUGGACGCCGUCCCCACUGAGCCUCUGCCCUGGCGCCCUGAAGGAGUACGUCCUGCGCUGCCAGAAUGAGGACAGCAACCAGGUGUCAGAGCUGUCUGUGAAGCCCACAGAGACCCAGGUCACCCUCAGCAGCCUGCAGGCUGGUGCAUCCUAUACUGUACAGGUGCGCGCAGACACGGUGACGCAGUGGGGCGCCUGGAGUCAGCCCCAGCACUUUAGCAUCGAAGUCCAGGUCUCUGAGUUGUCGGAUUUGUCCAUAUUCCUAGUGUGUCUGGGGAGCUUUGUGAGCAUCCUUCUCCUGGGCAUCUGUGGGUACUUCAGCCUGAACAGGGCCGCACGGCACCUGUGGCCGCCCCUGCCCACACCCUGUGCCAGCAGCGCGGUCGACCUCCCUGGCAGCCAGGGGAAGCAGGUGUGGCGGUGGACCAGCCCAGUGGACUUCCCGGAGGAGGUAACACCAGAAGAUAUCCUGGUGGUGAACAUGUCCUGGGACAAAAGUGAGAGGGCUGACCUGGACACUCCUGGGCCUCUCACAGAGAAGACACAGCUGCCUCAGGGCACCCCUCAGCCAGCCCUGGACACGGAGCUGCCCUUGGAGGAUAUGACACAGAUGCAUGGACACCCCACGGCCAGGGCUCUGGAGCCUGGUGGGCAGGAUGGUCUGGAGGGCAGCCCUGUGCAGGUGGCUGGACUCCCACUGCUGCUCGGAGAUCUAAUGCAGAGCCCCAGGUUUAGUGGCCCCCAGCACCUGGAGGCCUGAGGGAGAAACAGGAACGUCUGCCUGGUCUUUUGGAUGGGAAGACUGAUGAAAGCUGGUUAUUGUGUGCUUAUUGUAUACCCGGCCUGUUCCAUCCACUCACAUGAUGCCCUGAACCCCCAUAACCCCCUGGAGAGGU